Molecule: messenger RNA, 1845 nt
Organism: Apis florea (little honeybee)
Lineage: Eukaryota; Metazoa; Arthropoda; Insecta; Hymenoptera; Apidae
Gene: Amt
Product: Ammonium transporter
Biological process (GO): ammonium homeostasis; ammonium transmembrane transport
Cellular component (GO): plasma membrane
Molecular function (GO): ammonium channel activity
Source: RefSeq, a predicted model, not a curated record
UACUGCUUUCUGGGUUAUUCAAGUAGAAAAUCAUCUAGUUAAUGCCUUUCUUUUGAUGAAAGAAGUUGAAAAAAAAAUGGAAAUAGGAAACAAUGAAACAAAUACUUCAAUUACAGAAACAUACUUUGUUUCUGCUUAUAAUUUGAAUCAAGAAGAUAGUAAUUGGAUUAUAACAAAUUCAUUCAUAAUUUUUACCAUGCAAACGGGUUUCGGUAUGUUAGAAUCUGGAUGUGUUUCUUUAAAAAAUGAAGUUAACAUUAUGAUGAAGAAUGUUGUCGAUAUAGUACUUGGUGGUUUAACUUAUUGGGCUUUUGGUUUUGCAAUGAGUUUUGGAACAGAUAAAUUAAAUAAUCCUUUUAUUGGUAUGGGCGAAUUUUUAAUAGAUCCUUCUUUAGAAGAUGAAUUUAUGGGUCCGAAAUGUGCGGCAUUUUUAUUCCAAUUAAGCUUUGCAACCACUUCAACAACUAUUGUUAGCGGUGCCAUGGCUGAACGAUGUAAUUUUAAAGCAUAUUGUUUAUUUUCUUUCUUAAAUACAAUUGUAUAUUGUGUACCAGCUGGAUGGAUAUGGGGUGAUCAGGGUUUUUUGAAAAAAUUGGGUGCUGUUGAUAUUGCUGGUUCAGGGGCAGUUCAUCUUGUUGGUGGUAGUUCUGCACUUGCAUGUGCCAUAAUGUUGGGACCAAGACUAGGCAGAUAUGAUAAUGGAAUUGAUCCAUUGCCUCUUGGAUGUCCAGUUAAUGCUAUUAUGGGCUUAUUUGUACUCUGGUGGGGUUGGUUAGCUUUCAACAGUGGUAGCACAUAUGGUGUCAGUGGACAACGAUGGCAAUAUGCUGCUAGAGCAGCAAUUUCUACAAUGUUAGCAAGUAUGGGAGGUGGUUUAGUUGGUUUAGGCUUUAGCCUAAAUGGACCAGAUAGAAUUGAUAUUUUGAGUCAAAUAAAUGGCAUUCUUGGUUCAUUAGUUGCAAUCACAGGUGGUUGUUUCCUUUUUAGAGCCUGGGAAUCUAUAAUUGUUGGAAUGAUUGGUGCUUUUAUUACAUGUUUUACUAUGCCUUUAUUAGAUAAAAUGCAUAUUGAUGACCCUGUUGGAGCUAGUGCUACACAUGGUGCAAGUGGAAUUUGGGGUAUUAUUGCUAUUGGCUUAUUUGCAGACAAUCCAUAUCCUCUUAAUACUACCAAUGGAAGAAAAGGAUUAUUAAAAGGAGGAGGAGGAUAUUUGUUAGGUAUACAAUGUUUAACAGUUGUAUGCUUAGCAUUUUGGAGUUUUACAGUAUCUACUAUUUUGCUAUGGUUCAUAAAUAAAAUUAUACCAAUUAGAAUGAGUAUUCAUGACGAGCUUUUAGGUGCAGAUUUAGUAGAACAUCGAAUACGACAUUCACAGAUUGGAAUAAGUAGAGCCAUGUCUGCUCUUCGAAUUUUAGAAAAACAUGAAUUAACAAAUGUUCAUCCUGUGGGAAUCAAUCCAGGUAAGAUGCAUUCAGUUGAAAAAUAUUAUAAAAAUUAUUACAAAUCGAUUGUUACAGGUCAUGAUACAUAUAUUGAAAAAUAUAAUCGUAAAAAUCGCUUUAAUUAUGGAAAACCAUUUUUUCUUGAAAAAAAAUUAUCAAAGAAUUCUCAGUUGAAUACAAUUACCGAUGCUAUGACAGAUAAAAACAAGCCAAAUUUCGCUUGGAUAGAUUAGAAUAUUCCUCAAGAUUGUAGUAAUUUUAAAUUUAUUAGAAAUGUAUAAAUAUAUUCAUAUACAUGCUUUUUAAUGCUUUCAUAUUUUACUAUUAUAUCAUACAAUGUACGCGCAAUCUCUGAUAAAUAAUUAAAAUCUUACACAUAUAUAAAUAAAAAUUAUAAAUGCUA